AUGUUAACCCACUUCAGAGCCCGGAGCAGGAGUUUGUUCCACAGCUACAAGCCCGGCAGCCGGACUCAAGCCAUCAAAGAACCGGUCAACUGCCUGGACUUCACCUACACUUUUAAGCCAUGGAACUCCAUGCAGGAUCUGGGCAGAGACAUCUAUGAUCUUUAUGCUGAGUAUGAAGAUGAGGAGGAAGAUCGCUUCCCGGUGUCUCCAUCUCCGCUGCUGAUCUCUCCAACCAAACACUUCAUUCUCAACAUCAACGUUGGAGGAACGGUAUACCACCUGCCUUACAGGUUAGCUGCCAGGUAUCCAAAAACACGGAUCGGCCGAUUGGCCACUUACACGGACCACAGCAGCAAGUUGGACCUGUGUGACGACUACAUCGUCCAGAGCAACGAGUUCUUCUUCGAUCGAGAUCCCAAAAUCUUCCACAACGUCUUCAACUUCUACAGAACUGGAGUGCUGUGGAUUAAAGAUGAGCUGUGUCCCCGCAAUUUUCUGGAGGAGAUACACUACUGGGGCGUCAGAAUCAAAAACAGCCAACGCUGCUGCCGCAUCUCCUUCGAAGAGAGGCAGGAUGAGCUGAACGAGCAACUGAAAAUACAGAAGCAGCUGAUGGCAGAGGUGGAGAUGGAGGAGAACGAGGCGUUAUUUCACGGCAUGGCCUUCGGGCCAACCCGCAGGAAAAUCUGGAAUCUGAUGGAGAAGCCAUUCGCCUCAGUCACUGCCAAGUUGAUGGGGGUCGCCUCCUCGGUCUUUGUGCUGGUCUCUCUGGUUGCCAUGACUCUCAACACAGUGGAGGAGAUGCAGUACAAAACAGCGUCGGGCCAGCUCAGCGGCAGAUUCUAUGGCGAGUACGUCGAGACCUUCUGCAUUGCCUUCUUCACCCUGGAGUACCUGCUGCGCCUGGUGUCCACCCCCGACCUCAAGUGUUUCGGACGUAGCAUGCUGAACACCGUCGACCUGAUGGCCAUCCUGCCACACUACCUGCAGAUGGCCCUGGAGUGUUUCGACGAUGAGGACAUGCACCUGCAUUCAGGGGAUAUCGAGACUGUGGCUCGUGUUGGAAAAGUGGGUCAGGUUCUGAGGAUCAUGCGUCUGAUGCGAAUCUUCAGGAUUUUGAAGCUGGCUCGUCACUCGACAGGCCUCAGAGCCUUUGGCUUCACACUGAGACAGUGCUACCAGCAGGUGGGCUGUUUACUUCUCUUCAUCGGCAUGGGGAUCUUCAUGUUUUCAGCCAUGGUCUACACUGUGGAGCAUGACGUUUACGACACUAAUUUCACCUCCAUGCCACAUGCAUGGUGGUGGGCCACGGUGAGUAUUUCCACGGUGGGCUACGGUGACAUGUUCCCAGAGACCAACCUGGGCCGUAUCUUUGCCUUUGCCUGCAUCUCUUUUGGCAUCAUCCUCAACGGCAUGCCCAUCUCGAUCCUCUACAAUAAGUUCUCUGACUACUACACCAAGCUCAAGUCCCACGAGUACACCGCUGUCACCAAGGCCCGCGGGAAGCUGCACUUUUCCAGAAGGGCGACAAAGAGGUUCGCUGAGUGCUGCGAGGAAGUGGUUCAGCUCAGGACCUCCAACCUGCAGUGAGUCAGGUUAUAGAUUUACAAUUCUACAGUAAGAAUUGUCUGGAAAUUUUAAAUCCUGGGAUUGUUUUUGUGAAAUCGCUGAUUCAUGACCA
Xiphias gladius (swordfish) is the source of this 1681-nucleotide messenger RNA. It is a transcript of the gene kcnv2a, whose product is annotated as potassium channel, subfamily V, member 2a. The record is from RefSeq and is a predicted model, not a curated record. The transcript is spliced from 9 exons. Gene Ontology annotation, molecular function: voltage-gated potassium channel activity. Gene Ontology annotation, biological process: potassium ion transmembrane transport; protein homooligomerization. NCBI's taxonomy places the organism in Eukaryota, Metazoa, Chordata, Actinopteri, Istiophoriformes, Xiphiidae. Bases 1 to 1590 code for a protein of 529 amino acids. Gene Ontology annotation, cellular component: membrane; voltage-gated potassium channel complex.